Messenger RNA from Pisolithus orientalis, 952 nucleotides. RefSeq lists its product as uncharacterized. The coding region runs from base 89 to 901 and encodes 270 amino acids. Lineage: Eukaryota; Fungi; Basidiomycota; Agaricomycetes; Boletales; Pisolithaceae. The transcript has 9 exons. The record is from RefSeq and is a predicted model, not a curated record.
GGGGAAGUACUUUCGGCCUAUCCAUAGCCUAGAUCCUGCGAAAGCUAAAGAGCAUGUUGAGCGCAUUCGUCGUUUUCGUAUUCUGGUCAUGGGCAGGGCAAAUGCAGGUAAAACGACAAUCUUGCAGAGGGUUUGUAACACGACGGAUCAACCAGAAAUCUUUAAUGGAAAAGGAGAGAAGGUGGACGUCGCUCUGGUGCAGGGUUCAUUAGCGCGGGGCUACCACAACAUUGAGGAUGAGUUGAUCUUUCAAAGUAAUCCAGGCUUCGUAUUUCAUGACUCAUGUGGGUUUGAAGCUGGAAGUGGAGUGCAGUUUGACAAGAUGAAGAAGUUCGUAAUGGAUCGUGCCAAUACUCUCCAACUAGAUGAGAGAAUACAUGCCAUUUGGUAUUGCAUUCCAAUGACUGACAGCCACAGGAUGGUCACAGCAGGCGAAGCAAAGUUUUUUAAUGAGUGUGAUACUGGGCAUGUUCCUGUGAUCGUGCUGUUGACAAAGGCAGAUAUCUUGGAGCUUGAGGCUGUAGAGGAGCUUGAGGACCAAGGGUUGAGUGUGGAUGAUGCAGGGAGGGUUGCAGAUAUCGAAAAAGAUAUUCUAAACAACCAUACUGCAAAGCUCAAGGAUUGGUUGAAAGAGAAAAGGUUUCCACCUCAUGACUAUCUGUCACUUGGUGGAAUGGAACAACAAGAUGCAGAUUGUGCACCCCUACUGACAUGCACAGCAAAUGCUUUGAGUGAAGAAGGGCUGCAACAGCUCCUCAUAUCAACACAGCAGUCCAACCUAGAACUGUGCAUUGAAUUGGCCAUUCUGCAGUCAUUGAAAAAAUACAUGAACUGGAAGACAGAGAUGAUUGAUCCUACAACACUGUCAGUCAUGCUCUCACAAUGGUUUCCAUAUUGCUAAUUCAAAUUUGAUGUAAUUGCUGACUUGCUGUUGGGAUUGGGUGCAUAGGGA